This is a messenger RNA of Cucurbitaria berberidis CBS 394.84, 1425 nucleotides long. RefSeq lists its product as uncharacterized. Gene Ontology annotation, molecular function: peptide-N4-(N-acetyl-beta-glucosaminyl)asparagine amidase activity. NCBI's taxonomy places the organism in Eukaryota, Fungi, Ascomycota, Dothideomycetes, Pleosporales, Cucurbitariaceae. Gene Ontology annotation, cellular component: nucleus; cytosol. The transcript is spliced from 2 exons. The record is from RefSeq and is a predicted model, not a curated record. The coding region runs from base 1 to 1425 and encodes 474 amino acids. Gene Ontology annotation, biological process: protein deglycosylation; glycoprotein catabolic process; protein quality control for misfolded or incompletely synthesized proteins.
AUGGCUCAGUCAGCUUCUAGCUCUACAUCUUUUGAGGCUACAUCGGCAAGCCAGGAACACCUCAGUCGUGGAAUCUCGAUCCUAGAAAACCAUCAAUCUGUUGAUAAUGUACCCGACACAUCUGAUUACUCGGCCACGGUUCAAACUCUAAGUUCUGGUCAAGCCAGCCUGACGCACAAUCAAGAGGCUAGAACCCAAACGACAUAUGCGGGAACACUCACAACUCAGUUCCGUGCUAUUUUGAGCCAAAAGCGGAUCCAAACUCUUCAAGACAUCAAGGCUCACAUAUCAGACCCUCACAUUGAGUUAUCUGAGUUUCUUGUUCAAAACUCGAACUACAGCGACGACCCUCCUCCUCCUGCUUACUCUACGAUACGGAAUAUUCCACUCGUCCCUAUGCAGCCUGUACAUGCCAAAGGAAUCAGAUUUAGGAGCAUGUUGCUUCAUAUAUCUACCAUACCAAUGCAGUGGGAGAACCCGGGCUUGCUAGAUGAGGCUUUGCAAUCAGUCCCACUAGAACAUAUUUACCAUGAGGCCGAGGAAGAGAGUCAAAUACUUCAAGCCGAAGCAGGAAGUUUAGGGACAGGUAAGGGGCCGGCUUGGGGUUAUCAAGACUGCGUUGCCAGAGCACUGCUUCGCUGGUUCAGACGUAGUUUCUUCACGUGGGUCAACAACCCAUCUUGCAGUCGUUGCCAUAGCCCCACAGCGGCUGAGGGUCAAGCUGUGCCGGACCCGGACGAGAUGGCCCGCAGUGCAAGGAACGUCGAACUCUACCGGUGUAUAGCUUGUAAUAACUACGAACGAUUUCCGCGAUACAGCGACCCGUUUGUUCUUAUGCAAACACGCCGUGGUCGGGUUGGAGAGUAUGCCAAUUGUUUUGGCAUGCUGUGUCGAGCUAUAGGUUGUCGGGUGCGAUUUGUUUGGAAUGCGGAAGACAACGUGUGGACAGAGGUGUAUUCGAUGCACAGAAAGCGUUGGGUACAUCUAGACUCAUGCGAGGAAGCCUGGGAUAAACCGCGAUUAUAUACAGAUGGGUGGGGUAAACAGCUUUCGUAUUGUAUCGCGUUCUCCGCCGACGGCGCUGCGGAUGUGACAAGACGGUACAUACGUUCCGCCAAGUAUGCUGCUCGUCGAGACCGCUGUUCCGAACCUGAGCUACUUCACAUUAUGGACGAGAUACGAGCUUUACACCACCAAAAGCUGAGCAAGGAGGAUCGAAUGAGACUUGAAGGAGAGCACAUGAGGGAGCAGCGUGAACUGCGCGCUUUCGUCAUCCGCGAACUCGUUACCGAUAUUUGCUCGCUAAGUGUCGAAGAAAUGGCGGACGGUUCUAUACGUGUUAUCAAAGGAGCUGAGAAAAGUAAGGAAGCUGAAGAAUCUGAUUGGCUCACCAGCGAAACGAGUAAGCAUUCGAGCAGUCUCUGA